GCGCAAACCCGGAGUAUAAAAUCCCAGGACAGGGGUUUAGUGACUUGUUUUCGUGCUUUUGUGCAUGCGACUGGUUGAGUGAUGUUGCCCAAUGGAAAAAACGUCCUGCUACUGCUUUCUAUAGCUUUAGUCUGCAGAACUAUUGCUCAGGAUGAUUCCUAUCGUUUACCCCCCAACUACAAGCUGGAACAUUACGACGUAAACCUGGUCAUCCCUGCUGAGUCCUUCACCGCCAACUCAUCCAACUAUUCUGGAUCGGUAGUUAUCCAGUUCCAAGUGACAGUAAGCACGAGCGAGGUAAAGCUGCAUGCCAGCUCUUCAUACAUCACUUUGCUGACCAUCCAGCUGGACGAUGGUGAUCUGCUGGACAACUAUUCGGUUAACAGCACGACGAAUAUUCUAACUUUGCAAUUUCCGGAUGCAUUAAUCGUUGGUCAAAGCUACAAUUUGUCCAUCACGUUUAACUCCAGCUUGGUCACAUCCAGUGGAAGGGCCUUGUACAAAGCCUCGUACACCGAUGAAAAUGGGGACACUCAGUACAUAGCAGCCACUCAAUUCGAGCCCACUAAUGCCAGACAUGCUUUUCCCUGCUUCGAUGAGCCCCGCUACAAAGCGACUUUUGCCUACACUCUAACAUAUCCAGCUGACAUGAAUGCUCUUACCAAUACAGCUGCAGCCAGCAACUCAACGGAUCAAACCACCAACCUGACGACAACCGUAUUCGAGGUGAGUCCAAGAAUGCCGGUUUAUCUGGUGGCGUUUGUGAUCUCCAAGUACACUUGCACUGAGGGGGCUCUAGAGGGUUCCGCCACAGCAGUGCAUCGCAUUUGCUCCAGACGGGAACGAGAGUCCAGAAGAUCGUACGCUUUGGAAGUGACUCCUCUGAUAAUCGACGGCCUUAAUAAUUACACUGGAAUCAAUUACACGAGCAGCCUGGGCAAGUUGGACCAGGUAGCUGUUUCCGGGAAAUCUGGAGCUAUGGAGAACUGGGGCUUGGUGCUCUACAGCGAGGGUGGAUUGCUCUUCAACAACACUGUUCAGACCAACACCAACAAGCAGGGCAUUUUGGCGGUGAUCGCCCACGAAUUGGCCCACCAGUGGUUCGGAAAUUUGGUCACCUGCAAGUGGUGGUCGGAAAUCUUCCUGAACGAAGGCCUGGCGACUCUGUUUGAGUACUACAUUGCUGAUGAGGCCCAACCAGUCUUCCAGAUGGUGAACCAGUUCGUCAUCAGAAUCAUGCACAGCAUUCUCACCACUGAUGGCUCCCUGAAUGUGCCUGCCCUUAGAUCCAAUGCUUCCACUGCUUCGGAAAUAUCCAACAAAUUCUCCAGCUACUCCUACUACAAGGGCGCUGCUGUUCUGAGGAUGAUCGAGCACGUAGUGGGCCGAGAAUACUACAGAAGCGGAAUCCAGAAGUACUUAGCCGACAAUGAAUAUGAACCAGCCGAACCUGAGGAUUUGUGGGACGCCAUCCAGGCGGUAACAGAAAACCAAAUAUCCACUCUACCAGUGGACAGCAACAUAUCAGCUGUUAUGUAUAACUGGAUUGAGUUGGGCGGGUAUCCAGUGGUGAAUGUUUCCCUGAAUGGCACCACUCUCGUUCUGACUCAGCAACGGUUCCUCUACAGCGGGAGUGAAACCGAGAAAACCACUUGGUAUAUACCAAUCAGCUACACCACGUCUGAGACUGGGGAUUAUAAUGAAGACACCAGCCCUAAGGGAUGGCUCACUCCAACGGAAGAUUUAACUAUUACGGACUUUACCAAUUCCAGUGCCUGGAUCGUGGUGAAUAAUCAACAAACUGGUUUCUUUAGAGUUAACUACGAUGCCACUCUAUGGCAAAACCUGGCGGUCGCCCUGCAACAGAACAACUUUUCAGGCAUUCAUGUUCUCAACAGAGCUCAGAUUAUCCAGGACUCGUACAUGCUGGCCCGGGCCGGUUUGCUUUCCUUCGAUCAAGUGCUCAGAAACAGCGAAUUCCUGGCUAACGACGAUUCGUACAUCACUUGGUAUCCAGGAAUUUCGUUCUUGAAUUACCUUCUGUCCCGCAUUGGAAGCACCUCCACUCUGGGAGGCUCUUUGACUAGUCAUUUUCUGGCACUGGUUGAAAGGGUGGCCAACUCAGUUCCUCUGGAAACAGUCAACGAAGACGAGCACGUUUAUACUCUAAACCAAGUGCUGGUUAAUACGUAUGCGUGCAAAUAUGGCAACGCGGUUUGUACAGCAGCAGCUAAAACCCUAUUUGCCACCUACAAAGCGACUUUUGAAAGACCCAACAUUAACACGCGAGCUCUGGUUUAUUGCAACGCAAUAAGACACAGUGAAAGUCCAACGGAAGACUGGAAUUUCCUGUUUGAACAGUACCAGAACAGUUCAGUGUCCGAUGAUUCUUCGCGGAUUUGGUCAGCUUUGGGCUGCGCCACUAAUACAACUGUCCUCAAUGCGUUUGUAGCCCGACUUUUCAACAGCGACGAAGUGAUAACUUCGUCCCUCUACACAUCGGUGUUUUCCACCAUCUACAGCGGCAAUGAGGUGGGCGUGGACUUUGUCCUGGACUAUUUCAUCAGCAACUACCAGGAAAUCAUCGACUUGUAUUCUGCAGCUAAUUUGAGUCCAGCGGAAAUCAUUACUGGAUUGGGAUCAGUGUUUACCAGGGAGGAUCAGAUCGAAAAGCUGGAGGCAUUUGUGACUUCAACCAGCGAUCUUCCCACUAAUAUCACUGAAGCUGCUGCCACUGCCCGAACGAGUUACACGCGCAACCAAGCAGUUGUAGUUAUACACCGAUCGUACCUGAAUAGCUAUUUUGGGCUAACUGAAGACGAAGACAACGCCAGCACCACCGGUACUGCUAGUACAACGACAACUGAAGCUGCUACAACGACAACUACAGCUGCAGCUACUACUCAAUCCUCUACAACAACAGCAGAAGAUGCCACUACAACUACUUCAUCUGCAGCUGCUACAACUACAACCGCAGCAACUGCAUCUACUACUCAAUCCACUACAACGACAACAGCCCAAACAGACGCUGCUGUUAGUUUGAGAAGCAUUGGGUUGCUGAGUUUAAUGUUAGUUUCUUUAGUUCGCCUCACUUGUUAGAAAAAUUAUUAUUAAAAUUCAUUAUUUAAA
Messenger RNA from Dendroctonus ponderosae (mountain pine beetle), 3129 nucleotides. RefSeq names its product aminopeptidase N. Gene Ontology annotation, biological process: proteolysis; peptide catabolic process. The record is from RefSeq and is a predicted model, not a curated record. Gene Ontology annotation, molecular function: zinc ion binding; metalloaminopeptidase activity; peptide binding. Lineage: Eukaryota; Metazoa; Arthropoda; Insecta; Coleoptera; Curculionidae. The transcript has 16 exons. The coding region runs from base 82 to 3099 and encodes 1005 amino acids. Gene Ontology annotation, cellular component: cytoplasm.